GUUUUUUUUUGGGGGGCUGGAAGCGGGAAUUCUGCCCGCAGCCAAAAGAUGUGCCCUACUUUGGAUAUUCCUGCAUUGAAUGUCUGAGGAGCUCCAGCCGACCCUGAGCCAUGUCGCAGAUGUUGCACAUAGAGAUUCCCAACUUUGGGAACACCGUUCUGGGCUGCCUCAACGAGCAGAGGCUGCUGGGGCUGUACUGCGAUGUGUCCAUCGUGGUGAAGGGCCAAGCCUUCAAGGCACACCGGGCGUCCCUCUACUUCCGAGACUUGUUCAGUGGCAACAGCAAAAACGCCUUUGAGCUGCCGGGGACGGUCCCCCCUGCUUGCUUCCAGCAGAUCCUCUCCUUCUGCUACACCGGCAAGCUGACCAUGGCCGCGAGCGAGCAGCUGGUGGUGAUGUACACAGCAGGCUUCCUGCAGAUCCAGCACAUCGUGGAGAAAGGCACGGACUUGAUGUUCAAGGUCAGCUCUCCCCACUGUGACUCUCAGACCACCAUGAUCGAAGACCCCAGCUCGGAGCCGCAGAGCCCCUGCAACCAGCUGCAGUCGGCCUCGGCGCCCUACGUCAUGUCCCCCUCCAUGCCCAUCCCGCUCCUCACG
Acanthisitta chloris (rifleman) is the source of this 599-nucleotide messenger RNA. Its product is annotated as nucleus accumbens-associated protein 2-like. Gene Ontology annotation, molecular function: RNA polymerase II cis-regulatory region sequence-specific DNA binding; DNA-binding transcription factor activity, RNA polymerase II-specific; protein binding. The record is from RefSeq and is a predicted model, not a curated record. NCBI's taxonomy places the organism in Eukaryota, Metazoa, Chordata, Aves, Passeriformes, Acanthisittidae. Gene Ontology annotation, biological process: regulation of transcription by RNA polymerase II.